GCCUAGCGGGUCAUUUAGGUUGCUUUGCCUCCAGACCCUGCUGCUUCCGUCCGUCGGUCUGUCCGUCCAUCCGUCCGUCUGUCCGUCCAGCCAUGGCCGGGCCGGGUCCUGUGCUGCUGCUGCUGCUGCUGUUGGCACCGCUGCCGGGGGCCCAUAGUGAGUUUUGCAUGACUUCCGGCGGAAAUGGCUUCCUUGAAUACUGUUCCUACUACUGCUGUGGCACCUGCAGUGACCAAUACUGCUGCCAGGAUAAGGCUCAUCAAGCGCCGAGCCCAGAGAGCUGUGCAUUGGAGAGCAACAGUGUGGCUGAUGCUGUGAACAUUGAGCCGAGGGAGCAACUGGGUACAGCACUGAAAUUCAGCAUGGAUAGUGACCCUAUGCCAGGUUUCGGGGCAACAGUUGCUAUCGGCCUGUCCAUCUUUGUGCUCUCCGUGGUCACCAUCAUUAUUUGCUUUACCUGUUCCUGCUGCUGUUUGUACAAGAUGUGCCGCAGACCACCACCGGUGGUAACUACGACCACGUCUACCACGGUGGUGCACGCUCCGUACCCGCAGCCUCCGAGCGUGCCACCCAGCUAUCCUGGACCAACCUAUCAGGGAUACCACCCCAUGCCCCCCCAGCCAGGGAUGCCAGCAGCACCCUAUCCUACGCAGUACCCACCACCCUACCCUGCCCAACCCAUGGGCCCUCCGGCCUACCACGAGACAUUGAGUGGAGGAGCAGCCAUGCCCUACCAUGCCAGCCAGCCUCCUUACAACCCAGCCUACAUGGACCCACCGAAGGCCUGCCCCUGAACACACCCUCUAUCUCUGGCUGCCUCUGAUGUGUGUGAGUGUGUGAAUGGGAAUGCAGACACGGUUCUGUUGAUGUGUGGGUGUGGAUGUUGUUUGUACACAGGCUUUUUAUAAUGCUGACGUGGUGGUGAGCGGUCCUCGCCAGAGAUGCUGGGACAAGCUUUAUUCUCUCCCUCAACGUUAAUCUUCUUGAAAUCACAAGAAUCCAAGAAUGGAAUGGGGGCUCUUUUUCAGACCAUCCCUGGGAGACCAGAGGGCCAUGUUAAGUGAGUCACACAGGUCUUUGUGGAAACAUACGUGUGCUUUCCUUUGGGCAGACUGCCAUGGUCUUGAGGCCACGAAGAGCCAGAGCCACAAUGCAGGCAAGUGGAUAAGGCUUGUGGCUCAGAAGUGGGGUUUUAGUCAUUGCAAGUGGGAGUGCCCAGGCUCCUGGGCCUUGUGCUGCACCUCGUGAGGGCAGGCAGCAUCCUGGCAUCAAAGCACCUCAGGCAGAGCCUCACCUACAUAUAUUAACUGUUUGCCCGGGUUGUCCCUGCCUCCUCCGAGACUGCCGAGGAACUAUGUUCAUCCACAGGUCACUCUUACUGGUGCCAGUCCGUGAUAGGUGGACAGGUGGCCUCCGUCCACUCCACCUCUGCACUCAGGUGUCCACCCUGCAGUGUUUUUUUUUUUUUUUCGUUUUACUUUUAGCCAAAUAUUAUGCCUUAUCCGUUUCAAG
Molecule: messenger RNA, 1512 nt
Organism: Suncus etruscus (white-toothed pygmy shrew)
Lineage: Eukaryota; Metazoa; Chordata; Mammalia; Eulipotyphla; Soricidae
Gene: SHISA5
Product: shisa family member 5
Exons: 6
Coding region: 93-794 (233 amino acids)
Biological process (GO): positive regulation of canonical NF-kappaB signal transduction
Cellular component (GO): endoplasmic reticulum
Source: RefSeq, a predicted model, not a curated record